AAAAAAACUCAAAUAGAUCAGAGAAGCGGUGGAUUCCUUCUCGCCAGUGAUAGGUGUUGGUUGAAAUUGGACAAAGGAUGUCAUUCCCCUUUUUGUCCUUUUCAUUGUACCAUUAAAUCAACACUGCAAUCGUCGAAUGAACAUAACACUGUUCAUUCUAUUUGCUGUUUCAAAUGAACAAAGGAAAAUCAGAUUCUGUCUCCAUCUUCAGUUCCCUUCCUGAAGAUGUUGUCCUCAAAAUUGCUUCGCUGCUUCAGGUGCGGGAUUUGUGUGCCUUAGGUUGUUGUUCGAGGUUCUGGAGGGAACUCUGCUUCUCGGAUUGCAUUUGGGAGUCUCUUGUCAGAAACAGAUGGCCCUUACUCUCUUCCUUCCAUUUCCCUUCCUCUUCUACUCUCACUCAUUCUCCCAAUUUCAAGAAGUGGAGGAAAUUGUACUUGGAUAGGCACGUGGAAUUGGGAGUGAGAGCAAGGUCUGUUGUGAAGUUUGUGGAAGCUUGCUCACCUUCUGAAUCAGUUGAGGUUGGGGACCAUCUGAAAGCUGUUGACACCCUGAUUGGUACGAGCUUUGGGUUUGAAGACGUGCAAAGGUUCUUGUUCGACCCUCAAAUGAAUGUGCUGAUUAACUUGGUUGGGGUACACUAUUGCCUCACAACCCUUGGGAUUCGGGGUGAUAAUCUUGUAGAAACUCUUCGGACUCAUGAGAUCUCAGAUCGGCGUGUCUGUGUCAAGUGGUGGAAAGUUGGUAGAUGGUUCUAUGGCUUCCGUAUGAGGGAUGAAACACAUUCUCGGUGGGUUUCUUUGGCAGAUUUGGCAGCAGAAGAUGAUGAACAUGUUUUGGGAGUGCUUCGCCGAGGUACUAUUCAUGAGGUUUUACGUGUUCAAAUCUCUGUGAUUGGUCGUAAAUCAGCACAUUGGUCCCACAGAUUGGAAUAGAAAGUUAUAGGGAGAUCACAUAAGGCAGUGAUAGCUAUCAGUAAUUCAGUUUCAUUGUGUAUAGUUUGUUUUCAAACUCUGUUGUCGUAAUACAUACAAAGAAUGUCAUCAAAGAUAAUACAAUAACAAGUUCAUAAUGCUUAUUGGCAUAUUUGAACUUCCAAUCUUGUUGUAUAUAACUAUGAAUUCACAAACUUGAUUUAUGGCAGCACCUUAUAAAAUAAAUAAAUAAAAAAGGCUUGAAGGUUUGUUUA
Messenger RNA from Vigna angularis (adzuki bean), 1186 nucleotides. RefSeq lists its product as uncharacterized. Lineage: Eukaryota; Viridiplantae; Streptophyta; Magnoliopsida; Fabales; Fabaceae. Gene Ontology annotation, molecular function: protein binding. Bases 174 to 932 code for a protein of 252 amino acids. The transcript is spliced from 4 exons. Gene Ontology annotation, cellular component: SCF ubiquitin ligase complex. The record is from RefSeq and is a predicted model, not a curated record. Gene Ontology annotation, biological process: SCF-dependent proteasomal ubiquitin-dependent protein catabolic process; protein polyubiquitination.